AUGCUUUGUUUUAAUUUCACCUUACAGUUUUCUAAAAAAAACAUUAUUAAUGUUAUUAAAAGAUCACAUAAUAAUAGUAAUAAAAAAGUGAUAGAAAAGGAAGCAAAAAAAGUGGACGAUAUUCUUUUUUAUAUUCAAAAAUUCAUAUUAGAAGAAAAUACUACAAAUAGAAAUUUACUUAGUUUCCAAUCAUUAUAUAAUGAAGAAAAUGAUUUGAAAAAAUAUCAUCUUAAUUUAAUAAAAAUAUCAUAUUUAUUAAAAAAUGCAUGUAUUAAUGAACAAAAAUGGCUAUUAAUAUAUGAAAAAAUAGGAAAUUUAUAUUUACUGGAUGAACAAACAUUUAAUGGCAAAAAAAAAAUAGACAAUUUGAAAACUGGGUUUAAAAAUAAUACACUAAAUAAGGAAAAUAUUAUAAUAGAAGAUUACAAUUUUUGUAAUAAUAACUUAAUAGAAAAGAAAAUUUGUCAAGAAUACAAUCUUUUUAACUUAAAAUCUUGCUAUACCUUUGUUUUCAAAACAUGCAUAGAUAAUAUACUUAAUUAUUUGCCAUUAUAUACUAUUAAUAAUUAUAUAUUAAUAUUAAAAUGUUGUGAAAAUUUUUAUAAUUUUUUUUUUAAGAUACAUAAAAAGAAAAGUAUCAAUAAGUUGAAUUUUAUAUAUCUAUAUUCAUGCUAUAGUAAUUAUGAAAGUAACAUAAAAAUUUUAAAAAAUAAAAAUGAUAUAAUAAAAAAUGAAGGAAAAUUAAACUUAAAUUAUUAUUAUCAAGAAUUAUUUAAUUUAAAAUAUCAUCAAAUACUUAUUUAUAAAAUAAAAUUGACAACAAAGAUAUUAGAUGACAUAAAUUACAAUUUAAUUGACGAUAAAAAUUUUGUUCAGCUAAGUAAUAUUUUUUACACACAAACGAAAAAUGGUCUAAUAAAUGAAAAAAAUGUUUUAAAGUUCUUAGAUUAUUAUAUAGAAAAAUUCAAAGAUAAUUUAAUUAAAUAUAAUGUUGAUAUAUUUUUUAAAAUUAUUAAUAUAAUGUAUUAUUCGAAAAUCAUUAACUAUAAUAUAAUAUUAUAUCUUGUAAAUACUUUCAAAAAAGUUAACUCAUCUGUAUUUUGUAAAAAAAAAUUAUUUGAAAAUUAUUUAAAAUUAUUAAAAUUAUUAAAUUUAAAGGAGGAUAAUUUUUUUAUUUAUAAUUACUGUAAAUACUAUAUUUUUAAUAAUAUAGCUCAAAUAAAUUUAUCAAACUUUUAUAAUUUUUUUUUUGUUUCAUCAAUUAUAGGCAUAUUUGAUAUUUCAUUAAUAAAUUUAUAUAUAAGUUUUUUAAAAAAGAAUAAAAUAAAUUUGAAAGAAUCAUUAAAACAUAAAAUAUAUUACACUUUAUUAGGAUGGGAUAUAAUACUUAAAAAAUUUAUUGAUAAAAUGACAGAAAAAAAAAAAGAAAAAAUAGAAAUUAUUUUGCUGAACUAUAAGAAUAAAGAUAUUCAUUAUUUUUAUUCAACUAAGUUAUGCAAUAACUAUUCUCGUUUAUCAUUUGAAAUAAAUCAGUUAAUGAAUUUUUAUAAAAAUAAAAUAUUUAUUCAAGAAAAUAAAAAGAUAAAUGUGAACUAUUGUUUUAAUCAGUAUAAUAUACUGACUAUUUUAAAAAAACAUUUUACUAAUGUUAUAUAUGAAUAUGUAACUAAUCAAAAAAUAUCUUUAGAUGUAUUCUUAAAAAUUUAUAGAAAUAAUUAUUAUAAAAAUAUUGCUAUUGAAUUUAAUGGAAGAACUCAUUAUAACUUGCUGAUUAAAAAAAAUAAUAAUAAUGAAAUAUCUUACAAUAUGAUAGAAAAUCAUAAUACAAUAUAUAAAAAAUGGUUAUUGUCAAACUUUCAUUUUUCAAUAAUUAGUAUUUCUUAUUAUGAAUGGAAUAAAUUAAAUGAAGAAGAAAAAGAAAGAUAUCUUAUAAAUACUAUACAUUUUCUAAAAUAA
Plasmodium gallinaceum is the source of this 1956-nucleotide messenger RNA. RefSeq names its product RAP protein, putative. NCBI's taxonomy places the organism in Eukaryota, Apicomplexa, Aconoidasida, Haemosporida, Plasmodiidae. The transcript has a single exon. Bases 1 to 1956 code for a protein of 651 amino acids. The record is from RefSeq and is a predicted model, not a curated record.